CAGCAUCGAGGAGCAACAACGCCUGUACAGGGGGCAACCGAAGAGCUCGAGAAGCAGCAGCAGCAGCAGAACCGGCGCCCACUCGAUCAUCAUCGUACCACGCACAUACACGCACGUGUGCCGAGCCGAGAGCCUGGCGCGAAUCGCUGUGCAAAAUAGAAACGCGGGCAGAUAGGAGCAGCAGUCGGAGUCGGUGCGCGCUCCGGUGAACUGAGGAGCAAGUGAGUGAGAGAGAGCGAGAGAGAAGAGCUGCGCGCGCCGCCGGUGUCGUUUCGCCACCCACUUUGAAAGCCGCAACGCAACAAGGACAAAAGUAUCCGUAGUAAUCCGUGUCGGUGUGUGUAUUUGCUCGGCUGUGCGUGCGCUUGUGUGUGUAGAUUCAAACGUGCGCUGCGCAGGACCCAGCGCAAGGCAGCAGCAGCAGCUAGCCCCUAGCGUGUAGGCAAGAAGAGGAGAGAAAAGGCUUAAGCCAGAGGCGCACGGACACACACAUACUAGGACGAGAGGAAACUGCGAAGCGAUUCAAAAUGAAUGAAUACGGGCAUCAUCACACAGUCGCGCCUGGCGAGGAAACCGACAUGGUCGAGCGCGAGCUCGCCGAGGACGCCGAAUGGAAGCGUAUCCAGCAAAACACCUUUACGCGCUGGGCCAACGAGCACCUCAAGUGCGCCAACAACUUCAUCUACGACCUCGAGACCGACCUAUCGGACGGCCUCAAGCUCAUCCAGCUGAUCGAGGUGCUGGCCCAGAAGCGCCUGCCCAAGCACAACAAGAAGCCGACCUUCCGCUCGCAGAAGCUCGAGAACGUCUCGGUCGCCCUCAAGUUCCUCCAGAAUCAGGGAAUUCGCAUUGUCAACAUUGAUUCAACCGAUAUCGUCGACAGCAAGCUCAAGCUCAUUCUCGGUCUAAUCUGGACGCUCAUCUUGCACUAUGCCAUCUCUAUGCCAAUGUGGGAGUUUGACGACGGCGAGGGCCCCGACAAGGGCACCACCCCCAAGCAGCGCCUGCUCAACUGGAUCAAAGCCAAAGUGCCGGAAAUACCGAUUCACAACUUCACGUCCGACUGGAACGACGGUCGGGCUGUCGGUGCCCUGGUCGACGCCAUCGCCCCUGGUCUCUGCCCCGACUGGAAGAGCUGGGAUCCCAAGGAUGCCGCGCAAAACGCCGCCGAAGCGAUGGGCCUGGCCGACGACUGGCUCAAUAUUCCUCAGCUCAUUAAACCAGAAGAGAUGGUCAAUCCCAACGUCGACGAGAUGUCUAUGAUGACGUAUCUGUCGCAGUACCCCAACGCCAAAUUGAAGUCUGGCGCUCCUCUCCGUCCACGAACCAAUCCCAACAGCGUGCCUCCACCGCGAGUACGUGCCUACGGUCCAGGUAUCGAACCAACUGGUCCCAUCACCGGUGCACCCGCCAAUUUCUACGUAGAAACAUUCUCAGCUGGCAAAGGAAUUGUCGAAGUCACUGUCGAAGACCCUAAGGGUCUUAAAUUACCGGUCGACAUCAGGUUCAAUCAAGAUCGCAAUCUCACGUACUCGGUGUCGUACACGCCGGUGAACGAGGGUCUGCACAAGGUGCGCGUCACCUUCGGCGGCCGGGAAAUACCCAAGAGCCCGUUCCAAGUGAUGGUCGAGGGCAAGGCCGGCGAUGCCAGCAUGGUCACGGCCAGCGGUCCGGGUCUGCAACCCGAAGGCGUCGUCGUCAAUCGACAGACCUACUUCGACAUUUACACGAAGGACGCUGGUCGCGGCAUACCCGAGGUCGUCGUGCUCGAUCCGCAGGGCAAUAAAACGACAGUACCGGUAAAACUACGUCAAACGUCGCCCGAUGUCUAUCGUUGCGAGUACGUCUCGCCAGUCGUCGGUCUGCACUCCGUCAAUAUCUUCUUCGCCGGCAAGCUCAUACCCAACAGUCCAACCGGGGUACGAAUCUCGCCCCUGUCCGACGCUAAGAAAUGCCGAGCUUACGGCCGUGGCUUGGUGUCCAACGGAGUGCGCGUCAAAGACGACGCCGACUUCAUUAUCACGACCAAAGACGCCGGCGAAGGUGUGGCCGAAGUGCGUGUCAUCGCACCCGGUGGAGUCACUGUGCCCGCUAAACUAACCAAGAUCAAUGACGAAACGUACGAGUGCCAUUACUUCCCCGUCAAAGAGGGCCGCCACGUAGUUAUGAUCACGUACGGAGGCAAGGAGAUCCCCAAGUCACCGUUCGAAGUCAAUGUUGGACCUUACAAGGAGACGCGCAUCCGAGUCUUCGGACCUGGAUUACGCGGGGGUGUGGUUAAUCAUCCGGCUCGCUUCACCGUCGACACGAACGGCGAAACCGGUGCUCUUGGUUUCUCCAUCGAGGGACCUUCGAAAGCCAAAAUCGACUGCUUCGACAACGGCGACGGUACGGCCGAUGUGUCCUACUUGCCUACCGCUCCUGGACCAUAUGCCGUGCACAUCUUGUGCGACAACGAAGAUAUACCCAAGUCUCCGUACAUCGCUCACAUCGUGCCACAGUCCGAUUUCCAUCCUGACAAGGUCGAAGUCAGUGGACCGGGUAUCCAACCGACGGGUGUUGUUUGCGACAAACCAACUCAUUUCACCGUAGAUUACAAAAAAGCAGGCAUCGCUCCAUUGGAAGUAGCUAUUAAGGAUGCCUUUGGUCGCGACGUACCGGUCAAACUGGAAGACAAACGCGACGGAACCGUUGUAGCCCAGUACAACCCGACCUCGGGCUCGAAUCACGUUGUUCAAGUCAACUACGGCAACGUGGCCACGAAAAAAUCGCCGUAUCGCGUGAAGGUCGAAGCCCCCUUGAAUCCGGCUCUCGUACAGGUCUAUGGUCCAGGUUUGGAGAACCCCAAGAGCAAUACCCCAACGCACUUCAACGUCAACUGCCGCGAGGCUGGCCCUGGCGAGUUGGUUGCGCAAAUGAAGUCGCCCGACGAUCGUGAAUUGCCCAUCUCGCUCACCGACAACGACGACGGAACCUACACGGUCGACUACGUCGCACCCAAGCCUGGAACCUACACGGCCAAUUUGACCUACGGUGGGCUCAAAGUACCCAAGUGCCCGAUCAAGAUCAACGUCCAGCCGCACGUAGACGUUAACAAGGUCAAGGUUAACGGUCUCGCACCGACCGCGCCCGUGAACAGUCUCCAGCAGUUUAGCGUGCUAACGCGGGAGGCUACCAGCGGCUAUCAACAACAAUCAUCGCCGUUACCGGACAUACAGGUUGUCAUCAGCAGUCCGUCGAGCAAGCCCUGCAAGGCCCAAGUCCUCGCCACGCCCGACGGCUACCUCGUCUCGUACACGCCCGUCGAGCUCGGCGAUUACGUCGUGGAUGUGGUCGUUGGCGGAGUGCCACUGCCGAGCCUGCCCAGACGCGUCACCUGCCUGCCGCAGAGCGAGCCGAAGCUCGUCAAGGCCCACGGGCCCGGCCUCGUCGAGGGCUACACCAACAGGCCGGCCAAGUUCGUCAUCGACACGCGGGGCGCCGGACAGGGCUCGCUCGGCGUGACGAUCGAGGGGCCCUGCGAGGCCGCCAUCACCUGCGCAGACAAUGGCGACGGCACCUGCUCGGUGGCCUACCUGCCCACCGAAGAGGGCGACUACUCCAUCAACAUCACCUUCCUGGAAGAGCACAUACCCAACUCGCCGUUCCAGGUCAUGAUCUACGAUCUCGUCGACGUAAACAAGAUCACGGUCUCGGGCAGCGGCAUACAACCUCAUGGCGUGAAUCUCCAUCAACCGACCAAAUUCACCAUCGACACGAGGGCAGUGAAUAAGCCUAAAGGCGAGAGCGAACGUCUCGGAUGCACUAUCAAUAAUCCGAGCGGUGGUGUCACGGAAAAAGUCAUCACGCCUAUGAGCGACGGCACUUACAGCGUCAAUUACACGCCCUUCGAGGAGGGUACGCACAACGUUGAUAUCGUUUACGACGGCAUUCCUGUGCCUGGCUCGCCUUUCCCGGUGAGCGUGCAACGCGUCACCGAUGCUUCCAAGUGCCGUGCUUACGGGCCUGGCCUGCACCACGGCAUCGUCAACCAAACCAACAAGUUUACUGUCAAUACCAGAGAUGCCGGCAAUGGAGGUCUUGGCCUGGCCAUCGAGGGUCCGAGCGAAGCAAAGGUCAAGUGCACCGAUAACUUCGAUGGCUCUUGCGAUGUCGAGUACGUACCAACUGAAGUUGGUAAUUACGACGUCGCUAUCAAAUUCGCCGAUAAGAACAUCCCCGGCUCACCCUUCAAAGUGCCCGUAGUUGAGAAGCAAGCGCCACCAGCACCCGCUAAUGGUAGUAAGGCAUUCGCCUACGGCCCAGGAGUCACUCCGCAAAUGGUGCACGAAGAUGAGCCAGCGACCUUUACGGUUGACUCGACCCAAGAGUCCAACGCUAUGCUCGACGUGAAGGUGAAGACCGACCGAGGCACCGUUGGUAAACCCGAAAUCAGGCGUGUGAAACAAGGAGUUCACGAAAUCACGUACAUGCCAUCGCAAACCGGCAGUACUGUACAAGUCGAUGUCAAUUACGGAGGCAAGCCCAUCCAGGGAAGUCCCUUCAAGAUGAAGGUCGAGCCUCCCACGGACCAAUUCAGCGUGCCUGUCAAGGCAACUCCGAGCCAAGUGACCAAACCCACGUGCAAUCCCAACAACGUGGUUUUGUCGGGACCUGGUGUGCAACCGGUAGUUACGGCAUCCUUCCCGGUUGACUUUAACAUUGACUUGUCAAAGGCCGGUAUCGCUCCACUGGAGGUUCAAGUCCUUGGUCCCGACGCCGAGCCACGCAAAGUCGAUGUCCGCAGCAUCGGUAACGGCCAGGUAAAAGCUACCUACGUACCCGACGACUGCGGCCGCUACAAAGUGAACGUCAAGUACGGCGGCAAGGAUGUGCCGAACAGUCCGGUGACCAUUCAGGCUGUCUCGACCGGCAAGGCCGACGCAGUAAAGAUCAAAGAGGGCGUGCAACGCACUCUGGCACAGAAGCAGGAUUACUGCAUCACUGUCGAUACGGAAGAUGCUGGACGCGGCGCUGUUACCUGCAAAAUUCGCAAUACCAAGAGCACCAACAAUGACAGCGAAAACGUCGACGUGGAGAUCGAAGAGAAUACCGAUGGCACCGUCGAUAUUUUCUACAAUGUCGAAGAACCCGGCGAUUACACGAUGAGCUUGAAGUUCGGUGGACAGCCGGUUCCAAAUGGCCUGUUUUCGUUCAAAGCGUCGGAAGAUUACAAGGAGACUAGCACAAAAACCACUAAAACUCGCCGUAGCAGAAGGACAAAAGAAGAGCACAUUGUCGAGCAGCAUAGCAGCUCGAGUUCGACUUUUACCAAGCGCACUACCAGAAAGGAGACCUCGACUUCGACUUCGAGCUCUACUCAAUCGAGCAACAAUUUCAACAGCAUCCGAUUGAACGGCAUACCAGUGCCUUACGUCGCCGGUGGAAAGAUAUAUUCUGAAGUAAAGAUGCCCAGUGGCAAUAUCGACAAGCCCGUGAUCGAAGACAAUCACGAUGGCACCGUAUCCAUCAAGUACGAUCCGAAAGAAGAAGGCCUCCACGAGGUCUUCGUCAAGUACAACGGUGAACACGUACAAGGCUCGCCCUUCAAGUUCCACGUCGACUCGUUGGCGAGCGGCUACGUGACGGCCUACGGCCCGGGUCUGAUCUAUGGAGUUUGCGGCGAGCCCGCCAACUUCGUGAUCUCGACCAAGGGUGCCGGCGCCGGUGGCCUGUCGAUGGCUGUCGAGGGCCCGAGCAAGGCCGAGAUAGCCUGCCACGACAACAAGGACGGCACCGUCGCGGUCUCGUACCUGCCCACCGCACCAGGAGAGUACAAGGUCUCGGUUAAAUUCGGCGACAAGCAUAUCAAGGGUAGCCCCUACAACGCUAAGAUCACUGGUGAGGGUCGCAAACGCAAUCAAAUAUCGGUUGGCUCCUCGUCGGAGGUUCAGCUGCCAGGUAAGGUGAGCGACGCGGACAUACGUUCGCUGAACGCCUCGAUCGUAGCCCCCAGCGGCCUGGAGGAGCCGUGCUUCCUCAAAAAAAUGCCAAGCGGCAAUAUCUGCGUGUCGUUCACUCCUCGCGAGUGCGGCUCGCACGAGGUGGCAGUUAAAAAAAUGGGAAAGCACAUCGCCAACUCGCCCUUCAAAAUCGACGUCAAAGACCGCGAGGUUGGCGACGCGAAAAAAGUCAAGAUUCAUGGCCCGAAUCUCAAGGAGGGUAAAACUCACCAGGACAAUACUUUCACCAUUGACACGCGCAACGCCGGAUUCGGAGGUCUAUCCUUGUCCAUGGAGGGCCCGAGCAAGGCCGAGAUUCAAGCUAAGGAUAACGACGACGGUACUCUCGUCAUCUCGUACAAACCCACCGAGCCCGGAUACUAUAUUAUGAAUCUCAAGUUCGCCGAUCAUCACGUUGAUGGCUCUCCUUUCACCGUCAAAGUGAGCGGCGAAGGCAGCAAUCGUCAACGCGAGAAGAUCCAGAAGCGUCGCGAAGCUGUUCCUGUAACCGAAGUCGGCAGUAACUGCAAACUGACGUUCAAACUACCCGGACUCACGUCGUUCAACCUAUCGGCCACGGUAACGUCGCCGGGCAACGUGACCGAGGAUGCCGAGAUCAAGGAAAUUGAAGACACUCUUUACGCGGUCGGAUUCGUACCCAAGGAACUCGGUGUACAUAUAGUUUCGGUGCGCUACAAGGACAUGCACAUCCCCGGCUCGCCUUUCCAAUUCACCGUCGGUCCUCUGAGGGAUGGUGGUGCCCACAGGGUACACGCGGGUGGCUCGGGUCUCGAGCGCGGAGAACAGGGUCAGCCCUGCGAAUUCAACGUUUGGACGCGCGAAGCUGGCGCUGGAAACCUGGCCAUCUCCGUCGAGGGGCCCUGCAAGGCCGACAUCGACUUCAAGGAUCGUAAGGACGGCAGCUGCUACGUGAGCUAUGUCGUCAGCGAACCAGGCGAAUACAGGGUGGGCAUUAAGUUCAACGACCAACACAUACCCGACUCGCCGUUCAAGCUGUACGUGGCGCCGGCAGUGGGCGACGCGCACAAGCUCGAGGUGGCACAGUUCCCGGACAGUGGCGUACAGCCCGACAAGCCCUACACCUUCCUCGUGCGCAAGAACGGAGCCAAAGGCGAGCUCGACGGCAAGAUAGUUUCGCCGAGCGGUAUCGAGGACGAUUGUUUCAUCCAGUCGAUCGACUCGGAGGAGUACUCGGUACGCUUCAUGGCACGCGAAAACGGCAUUCACAACAUCCAUUUGAAAUUCAACGGUGUCCACAUCAACGGAAGUCCUUACCGCGUGAAGGUCGGUACGGUCGAUGCCGAUCCCGCUGCCAUUCAUGUGCACGGCAAUGGCCUCAGCACUGUCAAAACUGGCCAGAAAACCGAUUUCAUUAUCGACACUUGUAAUGCCGGAGCUGGGGCCCUUGGCGUCACCGUUGACGGACCCAGCAAAGUAGCUAUGGAUUGCACCGAGGUCGAGGAAGGCUACAAAGUCAGAUAUACACCCUUGGUGCCUGGCGACUACUACAUCAGUAUCAAGUACAACGGCUACCACAUUGUCGGUUCACCCUUCAAAGUCACUGCCACCGGUGCGGAUUUGGCCGAAAGAGGAGCACAAGAAACGAGUUCAAUCACUGUUGAGACGGUGCAAAAGUUCUCGAAGAACAACAAAAACGCAGGCCCAGUGUUGCCGCGUUUUAAAUCCGACGCUAGAAAAGUUACAAGUAAAGGUAUGGGUUUGAAGAAGGCCUAUCUCGGCAAACAGAAUCAAUUUACCGUCAAUGGUGGCGAUGCUGGAAAUAAUAUUCUUUUCGUUGGAGUUCACGGACCCAAAGGUCCCUCCGAGGAAGUGUAUGUGAAACAUAUGGGUCGCAAUAAUUACAACGUGAGCUAUUUGGUGCGUGAACGAGGCGAAUAUAUCGUCAUCGUCAAAUGGGGUGACGAUCACAUUCCCGGCUCACCCUUCAAAGUCGACGUCUAAAAAAAUUGCGAUGCAGAAUCGUGUCCAUUCUCAAAAAAACAUGUGCAAUAUUAAACGCAUUCAUAAACUGUAAUAAGAGAAAACUGACAGCACUGCAUGAAGUGCCAAACUUUUUUUCUUUCAUUGUUGCGUUAUCGUCAUUAUGAUUGUCAUUGAUGUUAUAUAGCUGUUAUUUAUAAUUAUUUACGAACAUCGUCGUAUACUUAAAAUAAUGUGUCGUUAUGAUGUGAGCCAUUUUUACUCCCCAAUAUUACAAAUGUCAAUCGAGACACGAUUUCGACUAUCUACUCGGAUGUACGAUAGAACAUUCGAUAAUCGUGUUAUCGAUUAAUGUUCAAAGAAAAAGUGUAUAUCAUCGAAAGUGCCUUAUCUUUAAGUGAGAACUUGAAAGUAAAGAGGAAUUUUUUGAAAUGAAAAAGUAAACCCAAAUACAAUUUAGCGUACAUACUCAUCUCUCACCCUUAUUUCUGUAUUGUGUAAGCUAAAUCGAAUGGCAUGCUAAAUAACUGAGUCAAAACUGCAUUAUUAUUAGAGUUUCUUUAAGGAAUGUAUUACAUUCUUACCAUUAAUCAUCACUAUGAUUAUGAUUGUUAUCACUACUAUUAUUGUCAUUAUCAUUAUUAUUACAUUCAUAUUUUAUUGUUUAUCAUGCAUAUAUUAUACAUAGAGAUAUGAAUUUAUUGCAUACUGUUUAUGGUAUAUUAUAAUAAAUAGAAAUAAAGCUAUUAUAUUUAUUAA
Trichogramma pretiosum is the source of this 8702-nucleotide messenger RNA. RefSeq names its product filamin-A (gene cher). Bases 528 to 7964 code for a protein of 2478 amino acids. The transcript has 24 exons. Gene Ontology annotation, molecular function: actin filament binding. Lineage: Eukaryota; Metazoa; Arthropoda; Insecta; Hymenoptera; Trichogrammatidae. Gene Ontology annotation, biological process: actin cytoskeleton organization. The record is from RefSeq and is a predicted model, not a curated record.